AUGAUAAAUCAGGAAUCAGCCAUCUCCGGCGACUUCUACUACCUCAAAGCGCAGGCCUACCGCACGCUGGACAUGGACAAUGAGGAGCCGUACCAGGUGUCCACUACCUUCCUCCGGUCCUGCGCCCUCCUCGAGUCCCUCCUCUCCGACCAGCUGGUGAUCAACCUCGACGUGAACGGGAAACCAGAGACAAAGACGUACCUACAGCGCAUUGAGCAGGAACGCCAGGAGAAGCUUCGCGGCGCCAAGCAGGACAACCGAUCCUUCCUCGCCAAAUACUGGAUGUACAUCGUGCCCGUGGUCAUCUUCAUGGUCAUCUCCGGAAUGAACCCUGAAGGCGGUGCCUCAGG
This is a messenger RNA of Rhagoletis zephyria (snowberry fruit fly), 350 nucleotides long. Lineage: Eukaryota; Metazoa; Arthropoda; Insecta; Diptera; Tephritidae. The record is from RefSeq and is a predicted model, not a curated record.